GGGUCUGAUGGAGGUUGGGAGGUUGAAUCACAGCUUUUGGUUUGGAUCUUGACACAAACACAAACGCAGACACACACACACAGCACUCGGCCGGAGGGACGAAGCAAAGCGAGAGGGCAACAAGAAAGACGACACAAAGACAGAAGAUUAAAGAGAGCGCGGAGAAAGACAGAAAAAAGCAAAGAAAGAAAAGGAAAGAAGAGCAGAAGUAAGAGUUGCUGUGUGCUGUGUGAAAGUAAAGCUCCCGACAAAAAUUCUCAAACUACCCUCAAAAGUGAACUUAAAUCCGCAAACAACAACAACAACAACAACAACAACAACCCAGAGUCCAGCGAUGGCCCCCAAGAAGAAGGCCUCUCGUCAGAAGAAAGCCGCCGUGGAAGCCAUCGUUCAGGUCGCCAUGGAGACCACCUCGUCCCAGCUGAAGGUGGAGAGCCGCGGCGACGGCGUGGUGGUGGUGGAGAGCGGCGUGAAGAAGAUCGAGCAGAUGGCGGCGCUGGACAUCGCCCAGCUGAACAGCCUCAACCUGCCGCUGCCUCCGCCCGUCAUCAAGCCCGGGGAGAGAGGCCUGGGCCUGGGCAGCGAGCUCACCAGACCCCUGCACGGCAACGCCCUCCUGGAGGAGCUCAGCAAGAUGCGCCAGGAGAAGUUCCUGACUGACCUGGAGCUGGCCUGCAAGACGAAGGCUUUCGACGUCCACAAGCUGGUCAUCUCCUCCGUCAGCCAGUACUUCAGAGAGAUUCUGGCAAAAGACCCCGGCAUGAAGCGCCUGGAGCUCCCCUCCCUCUCACCUCUGGGCCUGGCCAACGUCAUCACCUUCGCCUACCUGGGACGCGUCCACAUGUCCCUCUACACCAUCGGCUGCACCGUCUCCGCCGCCGCCACCCUGCAGAUCCCCCAGCUCCUCAAGAUGUGCAUGGACUUCCUGCUGGCCGAGCUGAACGUGCAGACCUGCGUCUACAUCUGGAACAUCGCCGCCGCCUACGGCCUGCUGCCCGUGUGCGAGGCCGCCCGCCGCUUCGUCCUGGAGAACUUCGUGCAGUUCGCCGAGACGCCGCUGUUCACCCAGCUGACCCUGGAGCAGAUCUCCGCCUUCCUGCAGGACGACUCGCUGCUGCUGCCCUCGGAGGUCACGGCCUUCCAGCUCGCCAUGAAGUGGCUCGACUUCGACGCCGCCCGCCAGAGCCACGCCGCCGAGCUCCUGUCCCACGUCCGCUUCGAGACCAUCCCGGCCGGCGAGCUGGUGAGCCAGAUCCAGCCGGUGCCCCGCAUGAUGCUGGACCCCCAGUGCCACCGCCUCCUGGUGGACGCCAUGAACUACCACCUGCUGCCCUACAAGCAGAACACCCUGCAGUCCAGGCGCACGCAGGUCCGGGCCGGCCAGCAGACCCUGCUCACCGUCGGAGGACGCCCGUCGCUCACGGAGAGAGCCCUGAGCCGGGAGGUGCUGUGGAGGGACCCCCGUGAAGGAGGAGCCAGCUGGCGCCACCUCAGCCAACUUCCCGCCAAGAGCUUCAACCAGUGCGUGGCCGUGAUGGACGGCUUCCUGUACGUGGCCGGAGGAGAGGACCAGAACGACGCACGAAACCAGGCCAAGCACGCCGUCAGCACCCUCAGCAGGUACGACCCUCGCUUCAACACCUGGCUCCACCUGGCCAGCAUGCGCCAGCGCCGCACCCACUUCUCCCUGGCGGCCAGCGGCGGCCGCCUGUUCGCCAUCGGCGGCCGCAACGUGGAGGGCCUCCUGGCCACCACCGAGAGCUACCUGCCCUCCUCCAACACCUGGCAGAUGCGCGCCCCGAUGGAGACGCCCCGCUGCUGCCACUCCAGCGCCACCCUCCCCUCCGGGGACAUCCUGGUGACCGGCGGCUACAUCAACUGCGCCUACUCGCGCUCCGUGGCCUGCUACAGCGUGGAGAUGGACGCCUGGACCGAGAGGGCCCCCAUGGAGACGCCCCGCGGCUGGCACUGCUCCGCCACCCUCGGGGGGAAGGUGUACGUGGUCGGGGGGAGCCAGCUGGGGCCCGGCGGGGAACGAGUGGACGUGCUCUCCGUGGAGGUCUUCUCCCCCGACGGCGCGUCGUGGAGCCGGGCCGCCCCUCUCCCCCUCGGGGUGAGCACCGCCGGCCUCUCCACCCUGGCGGAGAAGCUGUACCUGCUGGGCGGCUGGAACGAGGCGGAGAAGCGCUACAAGGCGGCGGUGCAGACGUACGACCCGGCCACGGACAGCUGGUGCGCGGCCGAGGACCUGCCCGAGCCCACGGUGGGGGUGUCCUGCUGCACCCUGACCCUGCCGCCGCGGCACGCCCCGCGCCGGCAGCAGCACCGCAACACCCGGGGCAACGAAGACCAGCAUCAGAAGAGCAGAGAGGGCAGCAUGGCCCCGUCACAGACCACCACCGCAUAGAUGGAGGAGGAGAUGGAGGAGAUGGAGGAGGAGGAGGCGGUUCAACCUCAGGACAACAUCUGGAUCAUGCCAGACACCUUUUCUUGUCCACGUGGAAAAUUUUUACAAAAGAGACACAUUCAGUUUAUUAAUAAAGGAUGGAAGUCAAACCUGAUGAUUAUUAGAAACUUCUAAUAGUUUGUUUAUAUAUAAGCUUUAACAUAAUCAUCUACUGCUGUUACGGUCUUUGAAGGUUCUCGUCAUCCAGGUGAUGGUUUAUUUUAAAAGAACUGAUCUGUAGACGUGUGUCGUCCGAAAGAUAAAGGAAAAAAAUAAAUAAUCUGAGGUUUAAUUUAAAGUUGGAGCCAGAAGAAAUAGAAGAAAAAGAGCAUUGUUUAUUUAUUAGAGGGAAAUUAGUUAAAGAUGGAUACAGAGCAGGUGGAGGCAUGAGAGGGAACAGGUGGAUGGAUGGAGGAAGAUGGAGGAAGAAGAUGGAGGAAACCGAGGGGGAAAAUCUGAACGGAAGUCACUGUGAAUCCGCUGGUGUACAAAGAUGUAUCUAGGCAUAAUGUGUGUGUGUGUGUGGAAAUGUGUGUGUGUGUGUGAAAAUGUGUGUGUGAUAGCGGGUGAAUGAGUGUGUGUUUGUGUUUGGAAACAGGAAAAAUGAGCCAAUUUAUGACAAAAAAAACAACAAAAAAAAAAGGAUUUCUCAUCAGCAAAGUGGAGGAAUAGACGACGAUUUAUUUAUUUAUCUGAAGUAGAGCAGCUAAUAAAUAAAUAAUAAUAAAAAAAACUAUAAUAAU
Messenger RNA from Mugil cephalus (flathead mullet), 3189 nucleotides. RefSeq names its product kelch-like family member 43 (gene klhl43). Gene Ontology annotation, cellular component: cytoplasm; nucleus. Gene Ontology annotation, molecular function: protein binding. The transcript has 7 exons. NCBI's taxonomy places the organism in Eukaryota, Metazoa, Chordata, Actinopteri, Mugiliformes, Mugilidae. The record is from RefSeq and is a predicted model, not a curated record. The coding region runs from base 335 to 2407 and encodes 690 amino acids.